AACUGGUUCGAAGUUGGCCAGGAUGCAAUGAUGGCGUUACAUGUCAAUAAUAGAGAUGCUGCUUAUUAUCACAGUGCCGAUUAUUACAGAAAUUCGGUGCCUUUGAACUAUUGGAAUAACAGACAUUAUUUCGCCCGGUUACCAGGACCAGAGUCUGUGCUGAAGCCUUCAAUGAGCCUAUUUGGCCAGCAACAACCGCUGUUCCAGCCAAUGCCUUCUACACAUACCCUUGGACCCCCUCCACAGACCCUCAGACCGUCUACACCAGUGGUAGUGGCCCCGGACCCCCUCCUUUUCCCCCUCUACAGCCCUCUGUCUGCCAAACCUCCCACUCACCUCCAGCUGAUGCAGGGCCCCCCCUGCCCUGUCCCCUGCCCUGUCCCACCUCCCACUGCCCAGGUGGCCCUCAGCACCAUGCCCCAGGAGGAAGAGGCUCAGAUCGGGGCCACAGACCAGAACACUACCUUGGAUGAGCUGUGUAAGCCUCUGUACUGCAAACUGUGCAACGUCACCCUCAACUCUGCUCAGCAGGCACAGGCCCACUACCAGGGUAAAAACCACAGUAAGAAGCUGAGAAAUUUCUAUGCAGUGAGCCAGCAGCUGCCUGCCAUCAGGAUUCCGGAGGUAAUAGAGACAGUUUCCCAGCAACCCCUCACAACUCCAACGACUGACAGUGCAACUCCCAAACAGCCGGUGUCAUUUAAGGGUGCCAGCAGUGUGAUCUUAGCCACAGAGAGCGACUACUGCAAGCUGUGUGACGCCUCGUUCAGCUCCCCUGCCGUGGCUCAGGCGCACUACCAGGGCAAGAACCAUACCAAGAGACUGCGGCUGGCUGAGGCUCAGCAGAGCAGUAGCAUCCUAGAGUCGACUGAGUGUGUCCAGAGGCGUCCAAGGAAAGAUGGGAGCGAGUACAAGUUGAUCAAGAACCGCAGGACCUCACAGGUGCCUCCUGCCAUGCCAGCCCCCUACUACAACCCCCGGCCCAGGCAGAGGAUCCCCAGGGACCUGGCCAUGUGUGUGACGCCCAGCGGCCAGUUCUACUGCUCCAUGUGCAAUUCUGGGGCCAGCGAGGAAGCCAACUUCCGCCUUCACCUGGAGAGUAAGCAGCACAAGAGCAAGGUGUCGGAGCAGCGCUACCGCAGCGAGAUGGAGAAUCUGGGCUACACUUAGGAGGGCAGCGCCGCAGCACAGGGGAGGAGAGUGGAAUGGGGUGGGGGUUGUUCACACUGAAUUUUGCCAAUAGUAUAGAAAAAGAAACACCAGGCUGUGGGGUAUUUGGGAAGUUUAUCUGAUAAUCGGUUUCCUUCCCCCGGUUUAAACCUUGUUAUUACUUGAGUUUGAGUAGCUGAACAUUGCUAUGUUUAGUAGAGGAAAGCAAAGUUAUAUUACAUGCUUCUACCAGACCAGGUGAAUGUACUGUGAAUGCGAUGACAAUUAUUUGCACAAACAAGUGAUAGGUAUUUUUUCAAGUGUAAAAAUCUGACAGACUGUUCUCUUUCCUCAUUUGUGUUUACAUGGGUUUCGUACGACUCCAAGCAUCUUGGACAUGCCAGUAAACUCAACCUCUUGUCCUGGGAUACUAUAAAAGCCAGCUGCUGUAAGCCCUUGACUUCCCUAUGGGAGGUCUGCUUUUCGAAGAGCAGAGUACCUCAGGAGAAUAUAGAGCUGGACAGAGCAGGACUAGCUUUAAUUGGGGGAUUUAGGGUAAUUUCCACAUGGCCUCUACUCUGUUUCAUUUAGUGAAAAGGGAGUUUAGGCAGUUCAAAACCCAAUUUGUUCAGAGGAGGAACACUUGAGUUCAUAUUCCUAUAUAUCUGCCCCUUAAUCCAAUGCAUGUGUACAAGUAAAUCUAGGCAUUCAUUGUCUGGUUCUUUUUUUUUCAGUCAUAGAAAAAUGAUCGCUCGUUAACAUUGUAUUCACUCUGGCUCUCAGAUAAUGUGCUUUUUUGUGUCAUAAAUGCUCUUGUAACCUAUUUUAAUAUGGCAUUUUUUGUUGCUCUAGACCAUAGUUUCUUUGUUUUAAUUUAACAUUGCCUUUUAAUUCAUGAGAUUGACUGUAUUUCGUUUUCUAUUUAUGUUUUUAUAGACAAAUACAGUGGGGAAAAAA
This is a messenger RNA of Coregonus clupeaformis (lake whitefish), 2106 nucleotides long. Its product is annotated as zinc finger matrin-type protein 3-like. The transcript has 6 exons. Gene Ontology annotation, molecular function: nucleic acid binding; zinc ion binding. Lineage: Eukaryota; Metazoa; Chordata; Actinopteri; Salmoniformes; Salmonidae. Bases 28 to 1170 code for a protein of 380 amino acids. The record is from RefSeq and is a predicted model, not a curated record.